Molecule: messenger RNA, 703 nt
Organism: Spodoptera frugiperda (fall armyworm)
Lineage: Eukaryota; Metazoa; Arthropoda; Insecta; Lepidoptera; Noctuidae
Exons: 2
Coding region: 115-702 (195 amino acids)
Biological process (GO): endonucleolytic cleavage in ITS1 to separate SSU-rRNA from 5.8S rRNA and LSU-rRNA from tricistronic rRNA transcript (SSU-rRNA, 5.8S rRNA, LSU-rRNA); endonucleolytic cleavage in 5'-ETS of tricistronic rRNA transcript (SSU-rRNA, 5.8S rRNA, LSU-rRNA); endonucleolytic cleavage to generate mature 5'-end of SSU-rRNA from (SSU-rRNA, 5.8S rRNA, LSU-rRNA)
Cellular component (GO): nucleolus
Molecular function (GO): RNA binding
Source: RefSeq, a predicted model, not a curated record
GAACGUCAUUGACUGUUGACAUUAUUAUCGUUAUCGUGUAGAGUUCUACGCAUGGUGAUUUUAUUUGAUUAUUAUAAAAUCUUAUAAUUAAAAGUUUAAAACAGUGUUUUUAUAAUGCCAGAUAUAGACAUGGCUAGUGUGGACGGGGAGGAUAGCUCCCAAGACGGCUCAAUAGCCAACAGUACGUCAGAUUCCGGAAAAGGGAAUAAAGCAUUGAUUAAGAAAAAAACUAGGAAGCGAGGGAUUAUAUAUCUGUCGACGAUCCCUCCUUACAUGAAUGUGGCUAAGAUCCGUGAAAUAUUCAGUGAAUUCGGCGAAGUCGGAAGGAUAUAUUUGCAGCCAAGUGCUAAACCUGGUGAAAAACGCAAGCGGGUGCCAAAUCAAUUUACAGAGGGCUGGGUAGAAUUUCAGAAGAAAAAGAUAGCGAAGUUGGUGGCAACAAAACUAAACAACACUAAGAUUGGCACAAGAAAAAAGUCCCGAUACUAUGACAUGAUAUGGAAUAUCAAAUACAUACCGAGGUUCAAAUGGAUACAUUUGAGUGAAAGACUUGCGUACGAGAGGGCUGCACUCAAACAGAGGUUGAGAGCUGAAAUAUCACAGGCUAAGAAGGAGGCGCACUACUUACAAACAAAUGUAGAAAAGAGUAAAAAAAUGAAGAAAAAGAAACUGGUUGACAACAAUAAAACAACUUUAAGUUGAA